AUGAUUGGUGGUAGUGCAAUGGAAGCCUUGUGGGAAAGGAUUGCUCGGAUGGAAGAAAUGUUAGGAGAAUGGCCAUGUGAGAAUGGCACCGUGGCUUCAUGGGAAAAACACAUUGUGGGAGAAAUUCAAGUGCAGAGGAGUUUGCUGGAGAUCUAUGAAAAAUUCUUUGAGGAUAAAUUUGUUGGCUUGAAAGUAGAAAUUCAGUCCCUGAUAGAUGACUUCAAGGGCUUCCUGCAGUCUUAUGGAGAAGAAAUUGCAGUCCUCAAGAAGUGGGCUGAGAUGGAACUUAGGAGACAAGGGGUCCGUGAUCUCCCUACUACCAUGACUAUAGUAGAUUGCUUGGUGGAUUACAAGAUGGGUGGCGCCAUCUCCACCAUGCAGAAAACAAAGUCAGAAGGGAGUAAGAAGGCUAAGGCUAAGGACGACAAGGAAGAAUCUGACUCAGAGACCCUUCCUGUAGUUAACCCAUUGCAACUCCUAAAUGUGAAGACUUUGGUGGACAGUGGUGCCACUCAUAAUUUCGUGGCCACCAAAGAGGCAAACAAGUUGGGAUUGAAGUUAGAAAAUGAUACCAGUCGGAUCAAGGCAGCCAAUAGCCUGAUCCAACCCUCAAGGGCUCCAUAUGGUGCACCAGUGUUGUUCCAAAAGAAGCAUGAUGCCUCUCUACGCAUGUGUGUGGAUUAUAGGGCUCUCAACAAGGUGACCAUAAAGAACAAAUACCCAAUCCCCUUGGUAGCAGAACUGUUUGACAGAUUGUUAAAGGCCUCUUAUUUCACCAAGUUGGACUUGAGAUCAGGCUAUUGGCAAGUGCGGAUUGUAGCAGGAGAUGAAGGGAAGACCACUUGUGUAACUCGGUAUGGUUCAUACGAGUUUCUAGUAAUGCCCUUUGGGCUAACUAAUGCCCCUUCUACUUUUUUCAAUUUAAUGAAUGAUGUCUUGUUUGAUUACUUGGAUGCAUUUGUGGUAGUAUAUCUAGAUGAUAUUGUGGUAUACAACCAAACUCUAACAGAACAUGAAAGACAUUUGAGAUUGGUGUUCCAACGACUGAGUGAGCACAGACUUUAUGUAAAGCCAGAGAAAUGUGAGUUUGCUUAG
This is a messenger RNA of Vitis vinifera (wine grape), 1095 nucleotides long. RefSeq lists its product as uncharacterized. The record is from RefSeq and is a predicted model, not a curated record. The coding region runs from base 1 to 1095 and encodes 364 amino acids. Lineage: Eukaryota; Viridiplantae; Streptophyta; Magnoliopsida; Vitales; Vitaceae. The transcript has 5 exons.